Molecule: messenger RNA, 2138 nt
Organism: Dermacentor silvarum
Lineage: Eukaryota; Metazoa; Arthropoda; Arachnida; Ixodida; Ixodidae
Product: kelch-like protein 10
Exons: 12
Coding region: 201-2072 (623 amino acids)
Molecular function (GO): protein binding
Source: RefSeq, a predicted model, not a curated record
UGCCACACAGCGCGUGCAAAUAGCCGGUAAGGGGCCAAGUCCAGGCACCCGGCGACACGGCUUAGUCGGCUCUGUCGGACCGGUGUGCUGCUAUCUCUGGGCGCGCCGGUAGUGUGGCCGGCUGGGCGACGCUUGCCUGUGGCCAGCUCGCUCGCUUGCUCGCCUUGUCCUGGCCACCACUCCUUCGCAAUAACCCACAGAUGUGCGCCGCCGUCGAGGCCACGGAGAAGCCCAAGGACGCCGAUGACGCCGCCGGCAAGACCGGCGACGACGGCAUGAUCACCGUCUGGUCAGAGGCGGUGCUGCUCUUCAACGACGAUGGCCAGCGGCUUGAUUUCGCGCCCCGCGCGGCGGCCAGGGCUAUGCCCGGACUGCGAGAACAGAGGAAAACCCGUCAGUUCUGCGACGUCGUGUUCCGGGCGCCCGAUGGCUCGGAGACCUGGGCACAUCGGUUCGUGAUGGCUGCCAAGUAUUCUGCCUGCUUCGAGCUUUUCACUCUCACCAAGGACGGCAAGAGUCCCGAGCAGGAGUGGACCCCGCCCAUCAGGGUGAUGGUGCAAGACCUGGACAGCGACAUGAUCGAGCUGCUUGUCGGCUUCGCCUACCACACUCCGAUGCACGAGCGCGUCGGCCUGCACAAUGUCGACAAGGUACUCAAGCUCGCCGAGAAGCUCAAGUUAAGCAAGAUACGGGAUCACUGCCUCGGCGUCCUCAAGAGAAACCUUGAACCGGAAAACUGCAUCGACACUUAUCACCUGGCCUCCAGUAGAGGCUACACGAACGUCGCUAAAGAAGCUUUUCUCUAUCUGGUUCGGCACUUCCACGAGGUGUGGAAGAACAGCCCCCAGUUCCAGGCUCUGACACCAGAGGAGCUGAUUACCAUCCUGGAAGAUGACCGGCUCUACGCUCCCAGCGAAAUGGGAGAUACGUUCAGCGCCAUCCUCAAGUGGGUCUCCACCGAUGUCGCCGAGAGAAAAGCCUACCUCGCCAAGUUGCUGCCGCUCGUGCGCUUCUCAAGGUGUUCUUGCCCAGACUUCGAGAAAGUCAUGAUCAACCCACAAGUCCAGGGUGACGGAGACAGCGUGAAAGUGAUGAACGUGAUUCACGAGACGCUCUCCCGGCAGUCCGCGGAGGUUGGCGUAGUAGCCGGCGUUGACCUGUCCCCGAGGAUGUGGCUGAGGCCUCGCGUGCCCAAGGACGUCCUGUUCCUUUUCGGCGGAUGGACAGUGGGGGCUACCAACAACAUGCUCACCUACAACUGCCGCACCUCCAAGUGGCGCGGGAUGGGCAACCAGUACACCACGCCCAGGGCAUACCAUGGAGCGGCGGUGAUCAACCAGUGCAUCUACUUCGUGGGCGGCUUCAACGGCCGCGAGUGCUACCACUCGGUCGUCUGCUUCGACGUGGUUCUGUCCAGAUGGAGCGCCAAGGCAAACAUGUCGUAUGCGCGCUGCUACGUCAGCGUCGCCGUUCUCCAGGGCUCCAUCUACGCCAUGGGCGGUUUCGACGGCCGCACGCGCAGCAAGACGGCGGAGCGAUACGACAUCAAGAAAAACCAGUGGUUCGAGGUGGCCGACAUGAACGACACCCGCAGCGACGCCAGCGCCGCGGCGGCAUGCGGACGUAUCUACGUCGUGGGCGGCUUCACGGGUAUGGUGGUACUGGACACCGUGGAGUGUUACGACCCGUCGACCAACGCCUGGACACGGGUGCUCACGAUGUCCUCGCCCCGCAGUGGCCUCAAAACAGUCGUCCACAAGGACAUGAUAUACGUUAUCGGUGGAUACAACGGCGCAGCGCGACUUUCCUCCAUGGCGCUGUUGGACGUGAAAAGAGCACGUUUCUCGGAGCUUCCCAGCAUGCCACAGGCGAGGAGCAACCUCGCUGCAGUCGUUCUCGAAGGACAAAUCUACACUAUCGGGGGAUUCAAUGGACAGACGACCGUGCGGCAGGUGAACCGCUACGACAUCGAAGCUCGGAAGUGGCAUCCGGCACCCGAGCUCGGCAUGAACAUCAGCGCAUCCGCCGCUUGCGUUGUUCACGAUGUAGGCAACGUUGAGUUAUGGAUAUGAGCCAGACUCGUCACGCUCACCUGCGGAAUGAAUCUCCAGCGACCCGUCUCAUCUCCCUAUUCAAAU